Molecule: messenger RNA, 1961 nt
Organism: Stomoxys calcitrans (stable fly)
Lineage: Eukaryota; Metazoa; Arthropoda; Insecta; Diptera; Muscidae
Gene: Dolk
Product: dolichol kinase
Exons: 5
Coding region: 275-1795 (506 amino acids)
Biological process (GO): dolichyl monophosphate biosynthetic process
Cellular component (GO): endoplasmic reticulum membrane
Molecular function (GO): dolichol kinase activity
Source: RefSeq, a predicted model, not a curated record
UGGACUAAUGGAACUAUAAACAAACCUGAAACCUGUAUGAGACCACAGAUUAGUUGAUUGCAAAACAACAGGCCAAAGUGUGUGAAAACUCACAAAAAAAACCAUAUCAAGUGCCAAUAAAAGCUCAAAGAAAAUUUGGUCAAGCCCAUAUAACUCUUUCGAUAAUCCCCGAAAAACAAAACAUCAUUUGAGAGUCAUUAAACUUGCGGCCAUCUUGAUUGGUGGUGACUUAAAAGAAAGAAAAACUAUUUCGAAUGCCUUAAUUUAAUUAAAAAUGCGAAAUCGUGUCGAUUAUAACAGUGGAGGCUCUGAAUUCAGCAGCAGCGAUGAAGAUUCAGGCAUACGAAAAGUUCACGAUCGUAUGUGUGGUGUUGGUAAUCAAAAGUCUAAUGAUAUAGUUCCGAGGCCAAAUGCAUCCCCAGGUUACUGGCUAUGUUGUCUAUUACCUCUAGCAUUAUGUACCACCUUUUGGACCACCUUGAAGGAUCCGGAGCGAUGUUCAGAGAUGCCAGACCACUUCAAAUUGAUAACACUAACUUCGAUGGCAAUUUGCAUACAAAACAUUAGUUUCUUCAUAUAUCUUACACUUCAGGCCAAACUCUACAAGUGGCUAAUAGUAUUUGUGCCCUUUGUGGGAGGUGCUUGCAUAUACAAAUAUGGUCUAGGUAUGACAUGGUUGUUAUCAUCAUUGUGGACUGUGUUCAUAGAUGUAAUCUUUCAAAGAUGUUACAUUCAAGUAAUGCGAGAUUUACCGAAAAGUUUUACCUAUGGUGAAGCAUCAAUUUUGACACAGGGUGUGGUAUUAUUUCUUAUGAACACUCUGAUAAUGGGCUAUCGUUUGAUAAUAGAUCAGCCCUCUAAUGAAGAAUUGGGUGAUUUGCGAACAUUGAGUACCAUAAUGACGUUUGCUUUACUUUGGCUUUUGAUCGUGUGUACAUCACUUUUGGCAUUUCAAUUUUUGCGAAAGCCUUUUAUAUUUUACCCAAUUAUGAUAACGUUUGUUGCUGCGGCUACUUUGGCGCCAGUUACCACGCCAAUACCAGUUAUUGCGGUAUUUGAAUUUAUUUUUAGAGACAAAAUGAGGCUCUACAUAAUUCUGUUCUAUGUGGCUCUGGUAGGUGCUACUAUUAUAGUUGUCUGCUGGCAAUUGCGCAACAGUCAACAUGCAACCACAAGUGUACGAAAACUUUUCCAUUUAUUGGUGGUGCUUGUCUACAUACCGGGCUUCCUAUAUGAAUGUGUCUUCCUCUACAUAGCCUCUGGUGUGGCCUUAGCUUUGAUAGCAAUAUUUGAUCUCUUGCGCAUACUAAAAAUGCCUCCCUUGGGUGAAAUAUUGGAAAAGGCAUUUUUUUCAUUUGCCGACGAAAAAGAUGCUGGCCUUAUAGCCUUUACGCCAAUGUGUCUAUUAAUUGGUUCUUCAUUGCCCAUGUGGAUAAUGCCUUGUCCCUGUGUUACAGACGAGCAUGGUUUAAAUAGCCAACUGCUGGCACUAUUAGCGGGUAUAUUAACCAUAGGUUUUGGAGAUACAGCGGCUAGUGUAAUAGGUUCCAAAUGGGGUCGCACCAAAUGGAGAAAUAGCUCCCGUUCCAUAGAAGGCUCUGUGGCAUUUGUCAUCUAUGUUAUAUUGCCCAUAGUUAUUUUACAAUUAAUGGAAUUUAUCCAGCUGAAUGAAAUGCAAUGGGGUGUCAUUGUAUUAGCUACAUUAGUUGCGGCUCUUGUAGAAGCCCACACCGAUCAAAUAGAUAAUCUAGUUUUACCUUUAGUUUUUUAUGUUAUUGUAAGUUUAGGCUGUUAAAACAUUGUUCUUACUUAGGUAUAUGUUUUACUAACAUUCCUUCGAAAGCAAUUGAAAGAGAGAUUUUAGCACUGAUUUUAGAUCCCCGUUGAAGUGAGCAUUGUCGCUUUAAUCUGUCAUAAAAGAAAAAAAAACUAAUUUUAAUAAAUUUAAUGUUCUUAACAUA